AUGGACAACAGCGAGGAAGCCGAGGGUGCUUGCAGACUUUGUUCCCAGCAGUUUGGCGCAGAUGACAGAGCGCUGCGGCUUUUGUUAGUACGCAAAUUUUCUGUUUCUUGCACAGUCAAGCAAAACACAAGUGGCAGCCUGCGCUUUGCCAACAGCCGGCACUUGCCCGCUUCAGGAUGCCCCUGCUGGAAGCUCUAUGGAAGUCACCAAGGUGAAGCAGGGCUCUACCGUUUGCAGUGCCUGCUUCUAUGUUUCGAGGGGCUCCUUCAGUGGCGUGAAGCAGCAAGAGCUUUUCACUGCACUUACCACCCACGCCACGGUGAGAGAAAAGCUUCUUGUUUGCAGCUGGAUGCUUCCAGGUUGACGAAGAACUUUAACCCAGAUAGUGCUUGGGAUUUCUGCAGCCACACUUUGGUAGUCAGGCGUGUGGCGCCGUUGUGUUUUUCCCACUCUCCCCUGUGGCGCCUAAGGUUUGACAAAUUGAGGAAAGAGAAAACCGCUGAGCGAUGCGCUUUCCCUUCUCGAAAGCCGAAGCAUGAGAAAUGCGACAUCAAACAGCUCAUACGCCGCGCAGAAGAGGAGUACGUGGAUUUCCAGGAGAUCAACGUCUUGGUCGGCCUGCGAGAGUUCUGCGCCAGCGAGCAGCACAAUCCCAAGCAGCUAAAGUUUCGCUCGAACGCGGAGAGGAAGCGCUGGGUGCGGGAUACAUUGAAGCUAAAGCUGGUGAAAAACCCGGCUACAGGUGAGGAGUCGGUGCCGGUGCAUGACAAAACGGUCAUGCUUUCAGGCAACAGACGCAGCGCUGCUCGAGUGCGUGAGGAAAGCUGUGCUGAUCGCCAGACUGCGAAGGAGGAGUUCAAGCAGGCCCGAGAGGGCAUGCAGGUCAAAGAAGCAAUGGAGGAGGCUGCUGCGGCUGCAGAAGGUGCAUGCCCUUCCUCCGACUCAAGUGGCAGCGACAAUGAGAGUGCUUCCUCAAAGUCUUCCUUCAAAGUCAAGUCCGCUUCCCGCCCGCCCAGCCCCCAGCCUGCCAAGCGCCGGCGCGGCCCUGGAGGCCCUAAGGCUGCCGCAAAACCUGCGAGCAAGAAGCAGUCGCCGGCAGCGCAGUCGGAGAAGACAAAGAAGGGUGCAAAGGCAGCGUCAGGCACACCAGACGUCAUUGGCAUUGGGCAGAAACACCUUGACAGCCUCGCAGAGCUUACCCCGCACGUGGUCUUCAAAAGCCUUGUCAGGAGUGCGGAGGUGGACCGAAGGCUUGGAAAGUCUGCUGCCAUUUUGCGGGACUUGGGCAGCAAAAUCCCAGAGGAUCGCGCUGACCUUGUGCAGGAAGCAGAGUCCUUGACCCUACGAAUUCAGACUGCGACUGACGAGAUUGCUGCCACGAAGGAGGUCGCAAGGUUGGCCCGCCAGAGCUCUCCCAAGGAGCUGGCCGAGCAGGUCUGCUCCGGCAAGGAGCUUAAGGAGGCCAUCAAGACAUCUAGCGCCAUGCUCUUGGCGGACCGCAAUGUGACCCGUGACCUUGCGCAACAGAUCGCAAAGAAGCUUGUCGAUGAGGAGGCCCCUUGUUUGCAUUUCGAGGCUUUUGAGUUUAGUACAAACCCGGAGAUUGGCCGGGACGAGCGAUGUAGUGAUGUGGUGAAACUCAGCCAGGUCGAAACACCCUCGCUGCUUUUUGACUUCCUGAAUUUGAAAGACUCGGGGCGGUGCUCCGUGAGCCUGGCCUGGCUUCUCGAGUGCUACCCCGUUGCAGAGGACAAGCCUGCGUUUGCCACUCAGCUCCUGCACGCCCAGGUGGCCGCUGUCGGGGAAUGCGUCUUUGAGAAGCUUCGCCUGCCAAAGUCAAUAGCUUUCGCCAAAGCAGUCCUGCCUGACAGUUUGCGCAGGGAUGACUUUGAAGACGAAGCCAAGUGGCUCCCUGAUCCCAGCAAAGAGCCCGUGGACAUUUCGAAGAAGCAUGUGGAGGAUGGCUUUUGCUUGAGCGUCGUUCGGGACUUGCAGAAGUUGCACGCUUGUUUGCUGGUGGCAGAUGGCGCAGGCAAAUUGGACACAAAGGUCAACGCCUACCUGUGCACCGUGGCCAAGGCUACUUUCAGCCAGUCGCUGACGCUCCCGACGGCAGCCCAGGCUGAGUGGAGGCAGGGGGGCCUGCCUUUUAAGGCUUGUGCGUUGAUCUCUGAUGAAUGUUUUGCCUACCUUCCCCUUUGCUGGAGGUCUCUCUGGCAAAAGGUGCUUUCUGCUGGAAAGGCUGCUGCUGAGGCGAAGUUGUCUGUGAAAGAUGUCGACAGCCUUGCAGCCCUCGUAGAGGCCGUGGCGCGCUACUCAGCCAGCGAGCUUGCUGAUGCCACAGAGGAAAAGCUCCUUGCGCUCCAGACGCAGGCCAGCAAGCUUGUGCCCUUGGAAGAAUUGGCGGCGCACCUUUCCACCAGGGGUAUGGAGAAGGAGGCCGCCAAGCUCACUGCUGCUAGGGACCAGUUGAAUGAGUGGGCAAGUGACAUCUUGUGCCCAGAAUUCAAGGAGAAACUCGGCCAGAUCAAAUCGUGGGCAGACGGCGUUCUUGUCGUCCCCAAUUUGGAGGAGGCAACGUUCCAGACGCUUGCCGAGCACUUCGAUCCUGCAGCGUUGGCGGCCGCAACUGCAGGGCUCCAUGCCUCAGACCAUUCCUUUGCCCUCAAGUGCUUUAUCCGCGGCAACGUUGUCCUUUCGAAUGUCAGUGAUGCACACAAGGCCCUCGCGGAGUGGUUGGCCUUGUCUCGCGACUGGCCACCCUCCUGGGUGGACAGCGCAAGCCUUGAAGAACUCCUGGCAAAAGCCGUGACAUUCUGCACGGAAGGGCUGCUCCUUUUUGGAGAGGAUGGGGACAAGCCGGUUGAGGCCAGCUCAGAACUCGAGCUUGUCUCCUUUGUAUGGAUGUCCGUGCGCGACAUGCUGGCUAGGCUGCUGAAGAUUUCCAAGGCCAAGGCCGUGGUGUCACUCGUGAGCGGCAGCAUCACUGAGAUGAAGUCGUGGAUGCCGCGUGAGUGGCACGCGCUGCAGAUGAGAUGGGGGCCUGAGCUGGAGAAGUUGGACGCGUCAGGGGGCGAACUGAACUUCGUGUUCAUUCGGAAUUUCUUUGCCGAGAAGCUGGCAGUGUUCGAAGCUUCCAACUUUGCGAUUAGUCCGGAGCUUGCUGCUGACCAGUCCCCAUUUCUACAGGAACUUCAGAAGUCAUGCAGCUCAUACCGAGCAACUUUCAUCAAGCACCUCGGUAGGGCCAUUGAUCUUGCUAAGGGCAACUUGGCCCCUGCCACGUCUUUCCUUGACAAGUACGGCGAGGUCUUGACUUGUUCAGAGUCGUGGCAAAUGAAGCCGGUGGAGUGGGUGUUCAAAGAGGAGAACGAGCGCAACAUCAGGUCUGACUUGAAGCAAGCCAGCGUUUGCAGACGCUCGCUUCUCGAAAGCCGCGGUCCCCUUCUGUCCCUCGCGCGCAAGACGGGCUGUGAACAGCUUCAAGUGGUGCAAAGCCAGGCCAAGGAGACAUCAGACAAAAUCAAAGAAGUUUGCCAUCACGUCAGCAAGCUGGCCUUGGCAAUGAUCGUGGCGCAUUGCUUGCUGGUGGGCACGGCAGGCAAGGAGGAGAUUGACAGCAUGUUCAAGUUUGUCACUGAGAGCUUCGACAUCGGCAAGGACUCCUUGCCUUCAAAGAUGCUCAAGCUGAUCUCUGCCUUGGAGAAGCAGGGGCAGGACAAGAAGAAGGAGAAGAAACCUCACAAGGAUGCACACCCUGUGAAAAGGGCAAGGAAGUCCAAGUGA
Messenger RNA from Effrenium voratum, 3786 nucleotides. The record is from the annotation of a GenBank genome assembly. Lineage: Eukaryota; Dinophyceae; Suessiales; Symbiodiniaceae.